AUGAAAUUUUUCUUUGCUACACUUAUUGCAUUAGCUUUUACAUCAUCAGUACAAGGAGAUUCCGUUUCAAAUGGAAGAAUUAGACGUCAAGUUGGAUAUGGAUUUGGAGCUCCUGUUCCAGCAUGCAGUCCUACAUGUUUAGGUGGAGCCACUUGUGUUAGAGGAGCAUGUGCCUGUGCCGAACCAACAGUUGUUUAUUCUCCAGUAGUAGGUUGUUCUCCAUUACCAAUGCCAGCAAUGCCUGUUCCUACUGGAAGACUUAUUCCUCAAGCUAUACCAGGUGCUCCAUGUGGUCAACCAGGUGUUGAAUGCACUGGUGGUUCAAUUUGUUCACUUGGUGUUUGUGUAUGCCCACCAGAACUUGUUCAAGAAGGUACUGUUUGUGUCUUAAGACAAGUUUACGGUGUUGUUCCACCACCACCACCAGUUGCCGUUCCAGUUGCAGCUCCACUUUUGGCAUUAGGAGCUCCAUGUGCAAUUAAUGCUGGACCAGCUGCUCCAGCUUGUGUUUCUAAUGCAAUGUGUUAUGAAGGAACUUGUAGAUGUGCACCACAAUUCACUCCAACAGCAGGUGGUUGUAUCAUGAGAAAGUAA
This is a messenger RNA of Strongyloides ratti, 594 nucleotides long. RefSeq names its product EB domain-containing protein. The transcript has a single exon. Bases 1 to 594 code for a protein of 197 amino acids. The record is from RefSeq and is a predicted model, not a curated record. NCBI's taxonomy places the organism in Eukaryota, Metazoa, Nematoda, Chromadorea, Rhabditida, Strongyloididae.